This is a messenger RNA of Spathaspora passalidarum NRRL Y-27907, 1428 nucleotides long. RefSeq names its product aspartate transaminase (gene AAT21). The coding region runs from base 95 to 1342 and encodes 415 amino acids. Gene Ontology annotation, biological process: L-aspartate biosynthetic process. The record is from RefSeq and is a predicted model, not a curated record. NCBI's taxonomy places the organism in Eukaryota, Fungi, Ascomycota, Pichiomycetes, Serinales, Debaryomycetaceae. The transcript has a single exon. Gene Ontology annotation, molecular function: pyridoxal phosphate binding; L-aspartate:2-oxoglutarate transaminase activity. Gene Ontology annotation, cellular component: cytosol.
ACUUUUGGCUAGAGUUUUUUCAGUUCCUACUUUUCAAACUAACUAAAGACUUUCAGUCUCUCACGCAUCUCAAAAAAAAAGAUAACACAGUACAAUGUCCAAAUUCGUUGGUGUCACGGAACUUCCUCCAGAUCCUCUUUUCGGUCUUAAGGCCAGAUACAAUGCUGACUCUCGUUCCGAUAAGGUCGAUUUAGGUAUUGGUGCUUAUAGAGACAACAACGGGAAACCAUGGAUCUUGCCAGCUGUCAAGCAAGCUGAACAAAAGUUGAUUACUUCCCACGAUUACAACCACGAAUACUUGUCCAUUAGUGGAUUUGAACCAUUCUUCAAUGCCGCCGCCAAGGUCAUUUUAGGUGGUGAUUCCUUGGCUAUUGCCGAAAAAAGAGUUGUUUCCCAACAAUCUUUAUCUGGUACCGGUGCCUUACAUUUAGCUGGUGUUUUCAUUAAGCAAUUCUACAAUGGUAACCACACUAUUUACUUGUCACAACCAACCUGGGCCAACCACAAACAAAUUUUCGAAUAUAUCGGAUUCAAGGUUGCUAGUUACCCAUACUGGGAUAAUGAAACCAAGUCUUUAGACUUGAAGGGUUACUUGGCUGCAAUUGAAGAUGCUGCCCCUGGUUCCAUCUUUGUUUUGCAUGCAUGUGCCCAUAAUCCAACUGGAUUGGAUCCAAAUGAAGCUCAAUGGGACCAAAUCUUGAAGGCCUUGGAAAAAAAGCAACAUUUGGUUCUUUUUGACCUGGCUUAUCAAGGAUUUGCCAGUGGUGAUUUGAACAAGGAUGCACAUGCCAUUAGACACGCUAUAAAUAACAGAAUUAUAACGUCUCCAAUUGUCAUUUGUCAAUCGUUUGCCAAGAACUGUGGUAUGUACGGUGAACGUGUUGGGGCCAUUCACAUUAUUGCCACUUCGCAACCAAAUGAUGCCUUGAAUAGAGCCAUCAAGUCACAAUUGAAUAGAAUCAUCCGUUCGGAACUCUCCAACCCUCCUGCCUAUGGAUCCAAGAUUGUCGCUAAGAUUUUGAGCGAUCCCCAACUCUACGCUCAAUGGGAACAAGAUUUAAUCACUAUGUCUUCGCGUAUUCACCAAAUGAGAGCUGCUCUCCGAGGUAAAUUGGAAGAAUUGGGCACUCCAGGAACUUGGGACCAUAUUACUAGUCAAACUGGUAUGUUUUCAUUUACUGGUUUGAACAAGGAGAUGGUUGACAGAUUAGAACAAGUUCAUGGGGUUUACAUGGUUAGCAGUGGAAGAGCCAGUGUCGCUGGUUUAAAUGAGGGCAACGUUGAUCGUGUCGCCAAGGCUAUCGAUGAAGUGGUGAGAUAUCACAGCAAGAGUAAGUUGUAAGAUUUCUCCAAAACGAUUAUAUUAUGACUUUGAAAAUCUUUAUAAUAGUUUUUUUUUUAUUGUUCAAUAGACUGAUCUUUAGUGUU